This is a messenger RNA of Kwoniella botswanensis, 4224 nucleotides long. RefSeq lists its product as uncharacterized. The record is from RefSeq and is a predicted model, not a curated record. The coding region runs from base 1 to 4224 and encodes 1407 amino acids. Gene Ontology annotation, cellular component: cytoplasm. Gene Ontology annotation, biological process: intracellular signal transduction. Gene Ontology annotation, molecular function: guanyl-nucleotide exchange factor activity. NCBI's taxonomy places the organism in Eukaryota, Fungi, Basidiomycota, Tremellomycetes, Tremellales, Cryptococcaceae. The transcript has 5 exons.
AUGCCUGCUCUGCCCACCCCUUUACCACCUACACCAAUACAUUCACCGGCACUACAAAGUCAAGAUCUGAAGACGAUGACGACUGAACAACCAGUCGCUGGUCCAAGCCGCGGCUGGCGACCCUACCCUACACCUCCUCGUCACGAACUCCCACCUACACCUCCCGUCAACGAAGAUGAUGAAGAUUCGCACGAUCGAAGAGGCGCUUCCUCGAUCAAUUUUGACGAAACAAACAUGCCCACAAGAAGGAUACAGCCGACUAGACGCCCUGCAAGCGCAUAUCCUUCUCAAAUUGACGCUGCAAAGCCUCAUAUGCCAUAUAGAAAAUACACCGACCCUACUCCUCACCCCGGCAGAUACGAUCAGCCGGCUCACCAACUCGACGUUGAUCUUGAUGCGUAUUCAGCUACCGAAUUUGGUACAGAAGAGGGAAUGGACGAGAGAGAACCGACACUCAGUUUUGUCACCACCUCCACUGUAGAUUCUACCGCCAGUACACCUUCCAUGGGUAUUACUUACGGAUAUAGAACAGAUUCCAACGAUGGGGAUGGCAAAGUCAAGAUACGUCAAACUGCCGGACGAUCGCAUGCUUAUUCCUCAGCCGAGAGCUCAAUGGCUUCAGGCGCUUAUUCAGGAUAUGGUUAUUCUGAUCAAAUAUAUAACCCUCAUCCACCCCCUCUGCCUCAUUUACCCGGUAAUUACAACGAGCACGUCGGAUUGGGUAUUUCCGCCGACUUCACUCAACGCAAUCCACCGGUCGAAAGUCCUUCCAGCAACCCUCCACUCUCCCCCUCACAUUCGUUCACUCAUCGACCAUGGAAAAGAGAUGUGGUGAAUCGUCUGCGAAGCGGUUCAGCUUCUUCAUCAAUAUCGACUGCAUCUUGCUCGACGACGGAUUCCGGUCCUUCUUCAAGUAGGAUACCACCGCCUGACAAUGCCUUUGCGUACGCUUUUGAAGGGUUCAACUCCCCUUGGCAACAGCCGCCUAGAGCAGAAGCGAUAGCAAUGGUAGAUGAAGGAAGAGAAAACAUCUUGAACGUAGAGAAGAUCGAAGCUAUGGGAGGGUUUGACGCAUUGACUGUUGAUAUGAUUGGAUCGUUUGCUGGUGUUACACAUCUGCUUUUACCAUCUUGCGGAUCGCACAUCAUAUCGUUCUUACCGAGCUUGCUGGAAACCCUCGCACCUUCUCUGGUGGUUCUUGACAUUGCGGAUAACGAUCUCUCAUUUCUACCUGAAACUUUACAAAGCUGUACAUCUCUUGAAGAGCUCAAAGUUUCGAGAAAUCCUCUUCGACAGAUACCAGCUUGGACGGGAGACUUGAUCGCUUUGAGGGUACUAGCAGUAGAUGACUGUGGCCUGCAAUCUUUGCCUGCGGAACUGGCACAACUAGGAGGAUUACAUACUUUGUGCGCUCGUCGGAACAAACUUGUCUCUCUGCCCUCAUGGCUUUGCUUGUUUGGUCACUUGGAGAUGCUGCGAAUAGACAAUAAUCCCUUUGCAGCAGAAUGGCUCCCCAUCGUCGCUCCUAUCCUUGCUGGACCUUCCAGACCUUCUGGUCCCAGUAGGAAAAACUCCCAUCACCGUCAUCUUUCCAUUAACAACGGUAUCAGAUCACCUCCCUCCAUGGCUUCUUUGACCAGUUCUCUCACUGCGAGCUCCUUGCGGGAUAUUCCCGUAUCUGCCAGCUCUAAUGGUGAGCAACCCUGGGCCACGACUCCGAACUCUGCUGCUCAAUCGGUAUACCAGCUUGAUUCGAUCGCGGAAGACCAUCCUCACUCUGCGCCACCAAUUGAUCAAGGUUCGCAGUCGAAAGCCUUACGAAAAAUGAGAUCGGCUGGAGCUCUCCUGGGAUCGAAGAAUAAUAGUCCUACUCAAUCGACUUUCACUAAUCCACCUUUGCCCACUACCAACAACCUUGCUCCUGCCAAUGCAAGUAAAUUCGCAAGUCUUGGCUCAAGCGAAGGCCGUCGAGCAGCGAGUGCCAUGGGCAAUUAUCAGAAUGAGCAACCCGCCACCAACUCUCGACUUGCUGCACCAGGUAUGACUACCAGUUCAUCGACCAAGACCGGUAAAUGGGGAUUCCUAAGAAAGAUGUCAAUGCAUCGACUGAAGGGUGAUAAAGACAAAACAGCCACCAUGAAUGCCUCUGCCUCUGCCAACCUGAAAUCGCUACCUCCUCCACCUCCUAUGCCUCAACUACAACAUAACAAUACGGAUCCAAUUCCUACACUUCCAUCUCGCCCUACCAUCAACGGUACGAGAUCCGCCAUGACUCUUCCUACGAGAAGUGCUCUAGGUCCUGAAGCCAGCGAAUUCGGUCAGAUCUCCCUCGAAUCUCCACCUGUAUCGUCAGCGACUUUGCCAAAUACCGGUCUUCCAACUUCUACCUCGUUAUAUAGUAAUGCAAGCGGUGCAAUCCCAGCCAGAGGCAAAAGAAGAAGUUUCCUACCUAUCGAUCUUGGACCUCCUUCCAUCGAGAUAUCAAUCCCCUUAACAUCACCUUUCAUCCCUCCCUUGACAGGCUUCGAUAGUCUUGAUCGACUGCCCUCGGCCACUUCCGAGGCUACUAUCGCCACGAUGACAGCAUCCAACUCUCGAUUAGACACCUCAUCAGGCAUCAUUGAAGAUCGAUACGCUCAAGGUCUUGAAUCCAUCAAGUCAUACCUCAGAGAUCUUUUUGACCUUUCUCGACCGCCCAUCGAACCUUAUGGUGGGUUUGAGGUAGUCGCUAGUCACGAUGGGUCUUGCGGAGCUUCAUCUGCUCCUUCUGAUAAUCUUGGUUCUCCAAUGACCGGUCAAAGUACAUUCUCUACCGACGUCAGAAGAGCUAGACGACCUACUCUGGACAACCAGUCAUCUCGAGCUACUUCAGUGGUGGAGAGUGAGCAAGAUGGUGAACAGUCGUCCUUGUCCGGCAAGAAAUUCAAAAACGAUAAAUCGAAACGAGCCAAGAUCAUUCGAGAGAUAUACGAAACUGAGAGAACUUACGUUAGAGGUCUUGGAGAACUGGUUUCGAUCUAUGUUCGACCAUCUUGUCAGCCUAUCAACCCUAACAAGUCCAACGAAACUGUGGUCCCUGCAUCCGAGAGGAAGAUCGUCUUUGGUGGUGUUGAGAGUAUCUUGACUAUUCAUCGAGACAAUUUCCUACCUGCUUUGGAGAAAGCUGUGCGGCCAUUGCUAGAAGGACAAGAUGAUGAGGAAGGCUCAAUGUCAGCCUCGACCGCUCAUAGCGUCGGAGAAGUGUUCCGAACCUAUAUCGCAUACAUGAAACAGUAUUCCACCUAUAUCAACAAUUUCGACAAUGCUUUAUCAAGGAUGAAAACAUGGUCUGCGCCUAGUUCAACGCCCAACACACCCGCUUUCUCAGCCAAGGGAGGCGCAUCGCCUGGUAUAUCAGCUGCGGCUGUAUCGGUAGGAAUGAGUGCGAUCUCCUCGCUCUCCUCUGGACCCGACAGUGUACCCAUCUCCGGAUCCCAGAUGACUUCAAGUCAAAAGAAACGAGUCAAGACGUUCUUAAAGAGGUGCAAAGAGCACCCUAAACAUUCGCAGAUCAAUUUGGAAAGUUAUCUCUUGUUGCCCAUUCAGAGAGUUCCCAGGUAUAAGCUCUUGCUCGAAGACCUUGCGAUGUGUACCCCACCUCGAUCGGACGGUGUGAGAGACACCUUGGAUGACGCUCUCAAUGAGAUUGCAUCUUUGGCUUCAUUGAUGAACGAGGAGAAACGAGAAGCCGAUUCUCGAUUACGAUUGCUCAGCUGGCAACAGCGUAUAUCCAAAUCGGGACCUUCACCUCUCGUCCAACCUCAUCGAAAAUUAAUUCUGGAAGGACCAUUAUCCUUAAUUCGACUGGUGAAGAAAGCAUCGGCAUUUGUCGAGACUGAUUCUUCGACUUCGACUUCCGCGACGGAUGGUGAUCAUACCUUGACACUAGCUUCGAAAGUGGUAGUCCCAGUUGAAUAUAUCAAACCUGAAUUAGUAGAUAGACAAGUCAUGCUUGUCCUCUGCUCUGAUCUGAUGGUAUUGGCAACUCAACGGAAUGAAGGCUGGGAAGGGAUGGUGGAUCUUUUCAAUGUACUGAGAAUGGCUACUUUGAGGGAACCGGCCAGUAUCGUUCAUGGAAACGUACUAAGAGUGGUUGAUAAUAAGUCGAUAUACUAUUUCAAUGGAGCUUCGCAUGAGAAUACUCUUCAGUGGUGUAGAGCUAUCAACUCAGCUCGUAAGCGGUGA